UAGACGCGUUUUUAAUGCCGCUUGCUCGGUGGGGGCUGGAGCUUUCUCUGCCAAAGUGCUGCACUGCACACUCACCGGGACAGAACAAAGGUCGCUUUCCUCAAGGAGCUGAGCCAGGUGAACUGCGUGUUAAGUGGAGACCUGGCACUCUUUAACUUGAAAACGCUCCGGCUUUAUCGUAGCCAUUAUCGGGGCGAGGCUCUGACACCGUCUAUUGACAAUGAGUCAGAAAUGAGCCUCGAACCAAGAGAUCCUUACAUGCGCAGAUCACUCACUCUGCUUUCGUGAGCUGGAAGGGUAAAGUAAAGCGAGGAAUCGGAAAACUCAUUCAUUUUUUUAAGUUUUCAACACUUCAGCAGACACAGCAGGACCGACAAUGCCCAAGCCAGUCAAUGUCCGCGUCACUACAAUGGACGCCGAGCUGGAAUUUGCCAUCCAGUCAGUCACUACAGGCAAACAGCUUUUCGAGCAGGUGGUCAAGACAGUGGGCCUGCGUGAGGUGUGGUACUUUGGGCUGCAGUAUAUGGACAACAAAGGAUAUCUCACCUGGCUGAAAUUGGAGAAAAAGGUUUUAUCUCAGGAUGUGAAGCGAGAGAACCCCCUGCAGUUUAUGUUCCGGGCUAAGUACUUCCCUGAGGAUGUGGCUGAAGAGCUGAUCCAGGACAUCACCCGCAAGCUCUUCUUCCUGCAGGUGAAAGAUGGCAUCUUGAGCGACAAUAUCUACUGCCCCCCAGAAACAGCUGUGCUGCUGGCCUCCUACUCGGUGCAGGCCAAGUUUGGAGACUUCUCCAAGGAGACCCACAAAGCUGGCUACCUCACAUCUGAACGGCUGCUACCCCAGAGAGUGCUUGACCAACACAAACUCUCCAAAGAGCAGUGGGAGGAGAGGAUCCAGGUUUGGCAUGAGGAACACAGGGGCAUGCUAAAGGAAGAUGCUAUGCUGGAAUACUUAAAAAUUGCACAAGACCUGGAGAUGUAUGGAGUCAACUACUUUGACAUCAAGAAUAAGAAAGGAACAGAGCUGUGGCUGGGUGUGGAUGCUCUUGGACUGAACAUCUAUGAGAAAGAUGAUAAACUGACACCAAAGAUUGGGUUCCCUUGGAGCGAAAUCAGGAACAUAUCAUUCAAUGACAAGAAGUUUGUCAUCAAACCCAUUGAUAAAAAGGCUCCCGACUUUGUGUUCUAUGCUCCUCGCCUGCGCAUUAACAAGCGCAUCCUGCAGCUGUGUAUGGGCAACCAUGAGCUCUACAUGCAGCGCAGGAAGCCUGACAGCAUUGAGGUGCAGCAGAUGAAAGCUCAGGCCAGAGAGGAGAAGCACCAGAGGCAGAUGGAGAGAGCCAUGCUGGAAAACGAGAAGAAGAAGAGAGAAACUAUUGAGAGAGAAAAGGAAGAGAUGGAGAGAGAGAAGCGAGAGAUGAUGAUGAGACUCUCUCAGUUCGAGGAGCAGGCCAGAAAAGCUCAGAGAGACCUGCAGGAGCAGCUGGAAAGAGCCAAAAGGCUGGAGGAGGAGAGGAGGAAAGUAGAGGAUGAGGCCGCUCGUUUGGAGGCUGAGAGACAGGCGGCUCUGCUGGCUAAGGAGGAGCUGGCCAGGCAGGCUGAGGACCAGGCCAAGAGCCAGGAGCAGCUGGCUGCAGAACUGGCUGAGUACACUGCAAAGAUCGCCCUGUUGGAAGAGGCCAAGAAAGCCAAGGAGGAUGAGGCUAAUGAAUGGCAGAGCAGGGCUAAGGAGGUGCAAGAAGACCUGUUGAAGACCCGUGAGGAGCUGCAGCUGGUGAUGACUAUUCCUCCACCACCGGCUCCAUCCAUGCUCGUGAUGGAGGAUGUCCAGGUUGAGGAAGUAGAGCAUGAGGACCACGAGGAGAACAUGAGGACCUACAGUGCUGAGCUCCUGGUAGAGACCAUCAAGGACAACCGCAAUGAGGAGGAACGUCUUACCGAGGCCGAGAAAAACGAGCGCGUUCAGAGACAGCUCAUGGCCCUGAGCUCAGAGCUGGCCGACGCGCGGGAUGACACCAAGAAGACCCAGAACGAUAUCCUGCACAUGGAGAACAUGCGCGCCGGGAGGGACAAGUAUAAGACCCUGCGUCAGAUCCGCAUGGGCAACACCAAGCAGAGGAUAGACGAGUUUGAAGCCUUGUAGAGACUGAUAACAUCUCUGAAUAACCUCAGCCAUGGCAAACACCCUUCUAGCUUCUUCCACUGCUGUUCUAGGGUGUAUCUGUAACAUUAUCACGAAUGGUUUCACUUUACAAUAGGUGUCCAAGUACCUCUUAUUUAGCCUUUCUUAAUGUUAUUUAAUCAUGGUAGGGCCAUUGGACAGGCUUGUAUGUUUUUAAAAGAUUGCCAUGAAAGGAGAAGGGUAAACUGGAGCAGUUUCAGGAUAAGAGCCUUGCUCGUGGGCACAGUGGUAGCGUUUAGAGGAAGGGCAGAAACAUUACAAUCUAUCAGACUUUUUACAGUAUACAUACAAGUGUAUGUUGACCAUAAAUAUAAGUUUUUACUUGAAAAGUAAAAGUGUUCAGCAUCUCUUAUUAUUAUUAAUAUUAUUAUUAUCAUUAUUACUUGGUGUAGAAUUGGACCUGACUUCGCUGAACAUCAGCAUUCAGUCGAAAUCACAUUUUGGUAAUUGUGCCACAGCCUUUUAAAACAAAAUAAUUUCAUAUAGUAAGUUGCCAAUAAAUUCCUCUUUUUGUUGUUGUUCUUUUUAGUGCUAAUUGCUGCCACCCUGAGUUUGAUUUAGGAAAUGCAUCACCCUGACAGAGAUUAAAUAAUGCUGGUGAAAGUUUA
Colossoma macropomum (tambaqui) is the source of this 2787-nucleotide messenger RNA. It is a transcript of the gene ezra, whose product is annotated as ezrin a. The transcript is spliced from 13 exons. The record is from RefSeq and is a predicted model, not a curated record. Bases 377 to 2140 code for a protein of 587 amino acids. Gene Ontology annotation, cellular component: filopodium; plasma membrane; microvillus. Gene Ontology annotation, molecular function: actin binding; cell adhesion molecule binding. Gene Ontology annotation, biological process: regulation of cell shape; positive regulation of protein localization to early endosome; regulation of organelle assembly. NCBI's taxonomy places the organism in Eukaryota, Metazoa, Chordata, Actinopteri, Characiformes, Serrasalmidae.